AUGCUGCUGGUCUGGGGGUCACUGCUAUGCUGGGGGCUGCUGCCCCAAGCUCAAGCGAAGGCCCAACACCUGCUCUUCCUGUGAAUCAGCAAGAAUCAGCUGGAAACAGACAUUUCAGAUCUAUUCUCGGAACACCACAUCCUGGACCACAUGGCCAGGAUUCCUGUGAUGGGGCCCACCAGUGAAGGUGUCACCAUCCUGGACCACCUGCCCUUCAUAAGAGGAGGCCUCUCCAAGAAGAGCAAUGCAUUUGAUCUCUCCCUGGUCGGGGACCUACUCUCAGGGAAGAGCCUCCCACUGCUGGGGGAGCUGUUCCAGGUGGGCGGGUUGGUCAUAGAAGAUGUCAAAGGACCUGAGGUUACCCUGCACAUCCUGAGCGCCAGCCUGAUGCAGGUCACGUUGCGAAGCAAACCGUACUUCUCACUCCAGGAGAUACUGCAGCUCAAAGUCAUCAAGAACAUUCGCAUUGGGGGACAGCUGGAACAGACGGGGAACAAAGGGGUGGUCUUCGAGGAGUGCCACACCCCACCAGGAUACCUAAGCAUCAAGGUCCUAGAGCAGAUGGACCUCCUCCUGGCGAACGCAGCUCUGGAGUUGGUGACAAGUGUCCUGGAUGAGGCAUUGCCCUUCCUCCUGCAGAAGAUAGUAUGCCCCCUGGCCACGACCCUACUCAACUCACUGCUGGAAGGCCUGCUGCAUGUCACUCUUCCUGGUUUUGCUGCAUCCCCGGCCAUCUCGGGCCCUGAAGACUUCCAAUACUAUGUCACCACCACGGAGGUCACAGACGAGGCCACCCUGAUGAACGUCCAGCUUGUGACACCCUACGGCCCCAGCCAGAGACCCCAAAGGCCUGCCCACCUGACCCCCCAACCCCUUCCAAAAUUAGCCCAAGACAGCAUGGCAGACCUGGCUUUUGGGCUAGAAACCUACAAUGACAUCCUGUCCUGCCUCUACACCGGCAAGGAGAUCCAUGUGGACCCCCAGGACUCCAGAGCUGCCGAGCUCAUUCAACUGUUGGCCCUGGGAGAGUGGGAGCCUGGGCCCCAGAUGGGUACUUCUAAUCAGUCCAGAGCAAGUGUGAGACUGACCAUUAGCGCCCCCGACCCUCCCACUGUCCACAUUGAUGGCCACACCACCAUGGUCACCCAGCCGGGCUUGCUGGUGCUGCUGAGGCCCAGCAACACCUCCUCUGUCUCAGUUUCCUCGAAUCUCCUUUCGAAGGCUGUGUUUUCCUCAAGAAGUCAGGAGUUAAAACUUCAGUUCACUCCAAACAGCGGUACCACAGUCACCCUGGUCCCUUACCCUGCUGGCCUUGCAAAGCAGGAAAAAUGUAUGGAGGCCUUUCUCUUAGAGCUUCUGAACAGGAUAUUUUUGCCCCAUCACAACGAGCUGCUCAGAGAACGAGACCUCCCGCUGCCCAAUGUCAAGGGCAUCUCCUUCGACCAGGCCCAAGUGGAGCCCUCCAAGGGUUAUGUGCUACUGACUAUUCCGGAGGAAGAGCCAGUUCUUCCCAAAGGCCUGUCCCUCCCCUCAGCCACACGUGCUCUGGAUCCUUGA
Zalophus californianus (California sea lion) is the source of this 1557-nucleotide messenger RNA. RefSeq lists its product as uncharacterized. Gene Ontology annotation, molecular function: lipid binding. Lineage: Eukaryota; Metazoa; Chordata; Mammalia; Carnivora; Otariidae. The record is from RefSeq and is a predicted model, not a curated record.